GAUGAAUUUGAAAAAAGAACCUUAAUAAUCUUCUCAGGCUUUGCUUACUUACUGUUUCGACAGGCAUUUUCCAGCUUUGAAAUAAGACGUUUGUUCCUUAAAUUCUCCCGAAGUUUGUUUCUUCACUCUGAUUAUCAAGGUUGUCGUACUAUAAACAAUGCGAAGUUCUAACUGAGAUUAGAAUGUACCGGUGUCUUUCCGGUAGAGCAUCGUCACUCAUUCUGUUUGUCCUGAACGGACUUUCCAUACUGUUUGGGGUUGCUUUAAUAUCCCUUGGGAUUGUAUGUGUCGUUGACCAUGGAAAUAUGUCUGAAGUUGUUGGAACCUCACUCUAUUCGUCUGGAGUGUACAUAGUCAUCUUCUUAGGACUUGUUAUUACAAUCGUAGCUCUAUGUGGUUACAUCGCAGCUGAUAGAGAAAAUAUCUGCCUGAUUGUGUCAUAUAUAUUCAUUUUAUGCUUACUCGCAUUACUCUUGUUGAUAUCAGGAAUAAUAGUUUUGUCCUUUAAAAGUUCACUUGGUGAAUCGGCUAGAAGUGUGAUGGUAGAUUCGUUAAGGAAUCACUAUGGACGAUAUGGGAUUAUAACUGAUGCAUGGGACUUGGUACAGAGGCACCUACGUUGCUGUGGAGUGGAUAACAUUGGAUGGGGUGUGUAUAACGGAUCGUGGUGGGACAUGAUUGUAAACUCGGAUUUAUACGAAACGAACACUAAAUUGUCAGAAUCAAGUUUGUUUUACUUGUUUGUCCCAGAAUCUUGUUGUGUCAAGAAACUUGAUGGGUUGACUGGUUGGCCAACUGAAGUAUACCGGGAUAGGAGACGCUGCCAGACGUGGCAGUACGGACCACCGAAUAAAAGCAGUGGACCUCACAACGACGCUAUUUACUAUGCAGGAUGCUUUGAAAGUUUGAAAAGUUAUAUCAAUAAUUAUGCUAAGGCUGUUGGCCUCUUGGCACUGAUCGCGUGCAUUAUCUUGAAAAUAAACUCUUCGGUUAUCGUUGAAGUCUUUUGCAUUCGACAAAUGGCGGAUUUCACCUGUUAGCUCAUUGGUCGGACAUAGUCUUUGUGUUCACAAUACCACAACUUACUAAUAUUUUCUAAAUGUACUGUCUCAUUUCUUUGAAAUCACCAAACAUAAACCUUGAUACAUUUCACCGGGAAUGUCGAAAGCAAUCAAAGUCUACCCCAAUUCUUGUACUUUUAUUAAGUAAUUCUAAACACAUAAGUUUGGUUCUAAUAGGUAAAUUGCUGUUGUAACCGAAUUAAUUUUUACUUUUUCUCAACUAACAAACUCCCAUCUCGUAAUAUUUGAAGUGCCACAGAAAAUUACACUAGUUGCAACCAAACAAGUAAACAUUUCUGUACUUAGCUCAGAGCACAGUUUAUGAAUUGACGUUAUUAGUACUACCCAGAUUCUAAGUUCUUAAACGCUGAUUGAAUCAAAAUAAGUCAAAUGUAGUAAUCGUCAGGUUUCUUAUGAAUGGUUUGUGACUAUUAAAGUCACGGACAUCGAUGACCAAAAUCUAUUCAACAAAAAAUUAUGACUGAGAUGGAAGGUUGUUAUAAUCUGAAAAACUAGUAUUUACAUAAACAUGCAUAUAUCAUAUUAUAUAAAUGUAUUGAACUGAUUUCGACUAAAUUCACAUUAUAACCGAUCUGCAAAAUAACAUAUUUCUUAAUCGAUAUAAUAACUGGUAAGAUUUGAUGUGCAGAAAAGUCUAAGAUCAAACGUCUGUAUGACCACAAUCACUUUUAACAAAAUUUGGAAAAAUGGUUAUACCGGGCUAUUUUUCAGUCUAAACGUUCUAUCACUUUACGAACUUAUUUGAUUGUAAGUGAAUGGUAAUCGCAUGAAACAAAACAUUUCAAAAGGCUCUAAGAAUGGGACUAGCACACUUUAGAGUCGUUAUUUGUUGUUAGUUCCAUAGUACUUUAGUUUACGGACAAGCAAAGGUGCUUGGAUGUUAGAUGGAAAUUUGUAACUCAUACGUGAAGGAGUCCUAGUAACUCAUUUCUAUCUAAAGUUUGUGCUGGUGGUGUUAAUUGGAAAGAUAGUGAGAGCUUCACAAAGAACCACUCAGUUCAUAGAGCGGAAAUUGCUUGGUUAUACCCUUUGAUUUAAAUUGAUAUGUGACAGCGAUUUUAGGUUAAACAGGUUGUCUCUGAGCAAAUAAAUUAUUCUAUUGAAACUGACUUUGUGGCGUAGAUAUUACCUCCGUGUGUCAUCCUUUUGUCAAUCUAUAUUAUUUUGUACUAAUUCAAUAAUAAUGUAGUAGUUUUUGGCGUUGCUUACGACCUACCAUCUUAGAUACGGUUUUCGCAACCAAUGUAUAUAAUAAAAAUUUCUGAUUGAAUUCUAAAAUCCAGAUAAGCGCUUUGAUCUGUGCAUUAUUUUUGUUCCGUGAUGCUAAACUCAAUGCUCAAAGAAAACAAAGAACAAAAAACUGGAGGAAUCAGACACAAUAUAAGUAGAUCAAUUAUAUGGUUGACUGGAAUACGUUGAAGCAACAGUGAAGCUGUGAUUAUAUAUUACUGGGAAGGAUACUAAUCAUAUAUAAUUUAUUUUAUUACUAAAAAGUAAAGUAUAUUUAUUUUCUAACAAUUACCCUUUUUAUCUAUUAUAUCUUCCAAAAAUUAACCUCUGAAAAUUUGUGAGAACUCCACUUGGUUCAAUGAGACCAUAAUAUAAAACAAGGGAAGGAGAUGAACUUUUGUCCAUUUAUCAGGACUGGGGUAUGGAGAUUGUAGUAAUUUUACUAGUUGAAUUCAUGAGUCGAUCUAAGCUAUACCACCAUUGAAAACUUGGUAGCACUGGACGGCCACUUUUUCCUGGCAGUGCACAUCUAUUAUCUUGCAUGAGGGACUAGAACCCACGACCUUCGAUCUCGCGUGCGAACAAUUAACCUUCAGACCACUGAGCCGGAAGCCAAUGACGUUAGUGUCUAGCUUCAAUCGAUCUAUGAUCGUGGGCAGUCAUCCAUCCACUAUAAAUUUAGCUAAAACUAGAAAUGAUUCCGUUUAAAAUAACACUUCGUAAAGUUCAUAAGACAUCUUUGAAAGCGGUUCGACUGCAGUAAAGUGUGUCGCAAGCUUUAAGAUGUCCGGAUCCAUAAUGAUGUUAUAAAUCCUGAGGAAAAAG
This is a messenger RNA of Schistosoma bovis, 3137 nucleotides long. The record is from the annotation of a GenBank genome assembly. Lineage: Eukaryota; Metazoa; Platyhelminthes; Trematoda; Strigeidida; Schistosomatidae.